UGGCGUCAUUGGCGGUGAAGGGUGGAAGGUCGGGGAGCAGCUGGGUGGGUGUUGGCUGCCGCUGGCGGAGGAGCUGCGGCGACCGCGGCUCGGGAGCGCCCCGCAGCCAUGGAGUUGGAGACGGCGCUGGAGGCCGUGAGGGGGCGCGGCGGGGCCGAGAGCCUCGAGCAGGUCCUGGGCCGGUACAACGAGAAGAAUAGGGCCACUUUCAAAUUUGAUCCUGCAGAUGAGGAGAAAAGAAAGAAACUAUGUGAAGGAAUAUUAAACAUCCUUGAAAAAGAUACCAAAACAUCAUGUCAAGUUGCCUGUCUCGAAGCCCUUCGGAUUCUCUCCAGAGAUAAGAAGGUUUUAGUGCCUGUGACAACAAAGGAAAACAUGCAGAUCCUGAUGAGGCUUGCAAAGCUAGACAUGACAGAAGACUCUUUGGAGGAUGUGUCCAAUUUCCCUGUUAUAGUGGAAGCUUUAAAAUGCCUCUGUAACAUAGUUUUUAAUAGUGCCAUUGCACAAAAGCUCAGUUUGGAACUGAACCUUGCAGCUAUGCUUUGCAAUCUACUGAAAAAAUGCAAGGACCAACAGUUUGUUGAUGACAUUAAAUGUUUUGAUUUGCGCCUUCUCUUCCUCCUGUCACUUCUGCACACAGAUAUUAGGUCGCAGUUGCAUCAUGAGCUGCAAGGGUUGCAGGUUUUGACUGAAGCCUUGGAAAGUUCAUUUAGCAUUAGAUGGACAGACAAGUACAAAGCUGCUGAAGAGCAUGAUGGAUCUCCCUUAUCACUGCAAGAAGCAGAUUGUGCCAUUGAGGCACUCAAAGCUCUCUUUAAUGUGACACUCGACAGUUGGAAUGUCCACAGUGAGAUGAGUUUAGACAAAACAGGUGGAGGAGGACGACCUUCACAGUUGGGAGACCCCGGGCUCAAGUUCCCCCUCCACCUGAGAAGGAAAAGGGAUUUGAACAGAGAUCUACCACUUCUCAGCCCAAUGAUGCUUUCAUUAUUUAUCCACAAUGCAACAGCUUCAACACCAGAGACUGAGAGAACCCCACCUCAGAAUAUCUCCCCCUCAGGAGAAGGGGGAAGUAGUCACCGGUCUCCCACAUCCCAGAAUGAAUCUCAUCAGUUUCGCUAUAUGGCUGCCAUCCUUCGCCACUGCUUAUUAACCAUGGGCCCUACUGAAGACAAAACUGAAGAAUUGCACAGUAAUGCAAUCAACCUUUUAAGCAAUAUUCCAGUUUCUUGUUUGGAUGUUCUCAUUAGUCCAUCAACCCAGGAAGAAACAGUUUUGAAAUAUAAUGGUAUGAAUAUGGAUGCCAUUCAAGUGUUGCUGGAUUUCAUGGAGAAAAGAAUAGACAAGGGAAGCAGCUACAGAGAGGGUCUGACUCCAGUUCUCAGUUUACUAACAGAAUGUUGCCGAGCUCAUCGGAACAUCAGGAAGUUUAUCAAAGCUCAGGUAUUGCCCCCAUUAAGAGAUGUAUCAAAUCGUCCUGAAGUUGGCACAACAGUGAGAAACAAACUUGUGCGCCUUAUGACACAUGUCGACCUUGGAGUAAAGCAAAUUGCUGCAGAAUUCCUUUUUGUCCUUUGUAAGGAGAGAGUUGACAACUUGUUGAAGUAUACAGGCUAUGGUAAUGCAGCAGGACUGCUGGCAGCAAGGGGCCUGUUAGCAGGAGGAAGGGGAGAUCAUUGGUACUCCGAUGAUGAAGAUACAGACACUGAAGAAUAUAAAUCUGCAAAGCCAAACAUUAAUCUUAUCACUGGUCAUGUAGAGGAGCCAAUGCCCAACCCUAUGGAUGAAAUGACAGAAGAACAAAAAGAAUAUGAAGCUAUGAAACUUGUCAACAUGUUUGAUAAACUUUCCAGGGAUGAAGUUAUAAAACCAAUGGGAGUUCGACCGGAUGGCACGAUGACUCCUUUGGAAGAGACAAUCUGCCAGUACCAAACCAAUGAGCAAGACAGUUCAGAUUCAGAUUAAAGCAUUACCUGCUUCACUGUCAAUAUCUCCUUUGAUCAGCAUCUUCCCUCAGAGCCGCGACAUCUUUUAUCUACACAUUGUACCCUCUCAUUAGCCAGCAUCACUUUGUCUUCUUAUUGGGAUAUUUGAAUGAUGGAUCUUGUGGUGUAAUCUCUGCAUUUUUAUUAAUCCAUUUAUAUAGGAACAAAUGAUCAGUUUAUUAAUUGUAAAGAAAAUUGUAUUUCAUUGAGAUGAAAAUAAAAGAUUGCAAUGCAAAAAAAGUAAAUAUUUAUUAAAACUU
This is a messenger RNA of Gopherus flavomarginatus (Mexican gopher tortoise), 2245 nucleotides long. RefSeq names its product RIC8 guanine nucleotide exchange factor B (gene RIC8B). Gene Ontology annotation, biological process: G protein-coupled receptor signaling pathway. The coding region runs from base 109 to 1965 and encodes 618 amino acids. Gene Ontology annotation, molecular function: guanyl-nucleotide exchange factor activity; G-protein alpha-subunit binding. Gene Ontology annotation, cellular component: plasma membrane; cytoplasm. The record is from RefSeq and is a predicted model, not a curated record. Lineage: Eukaryota; Metazoa; Chordata; Testudines; Testudinidae. The transcript is spliced from 12 exons.